Oncorhynchus mykiss (rainbow trout) is the source of this 2872-nucleotide messenger RNA. RefSeq names its product polymerase (DNA directed), eta (gene polh). NCBI's taxonomy places the organism in Eukaryota, Metazoa, Chordata, Actinopteri, Salmoniformes, Salmonidae. Gene Ontology annotation, molecular function: DNA-directed DNA polymerase activity; damaged DNA binding. Gene Ontology annotation, cellular component: nucleus; site of double-strand break; replication fork. Gene Ontology annotation, biological process: response to radiation; error-prone translesion synthesis. The record is from RefSeq and is a predicted model, not a curated record.
CAAAGUAUAAUGGGUUCAUGCUCCAGUCCAGUUGGUGGCGGUAAUGCACAAAUAAUAUUGGAUGCCAACCGCCAUUAAACCCCACAGAAGAAGAUUAUUCGGGGAGCGGCAUAGUUACAUUAUGUAGCAUUAAUUGCUGUCCAGUCGUUCCGUAUCUCUUCUGGAAUGGAUUAUGGGAAGGAGAGGGUUGUGGCGUUGGUGGAUAUGGACUGUUUCUACGUGCAAGUGGAACAGAGGCUGAACCCAGCGCUGAAAAACACACCGUGUGUGGUCGCACAGUACAAGACAUGGAAGGGAGGCGGUAUCAUAGCUGUGAGUUAUGAGGCCAGGGCCCAUGGUGUCACCAGGAACAUGUGGGCAGACGAUGCCAAGAAACUGUGCCCAGAUCUCCAGGUUGCAAGGGUCAGAGAGUCACAUGGGAAGGCAGACCUCACCCAUUACCGGGAGGCGAGUGUACAGGUGUUUGAGGUGAUGUCACGCUUCGCUGUGCUCGAGAGGGCCAGUAUUGACGAGGCCUACAUGGACCUGACUGCUGCGAUACAGCAGAGAUUGAAAAGCAUGACUGACCUGCAGGUAGACCCUCAGCUCCUGAAGACCAGCCACGUCCAGGGCUACCCACUGGCUCCUCUUGACCAGGAAGAAGCAGCACAGGACACCACAACUGAUAAAGAAGAGCGAAGGUCCAGUGGCCUGCAGCAGUGGCUGUCCUCUGUGUCAGGGGGCUCUGGCUGUGCAGAGCUGCAGUUGGCUCUGGGGGCUGUGAUCGUUGAGGAGAUGAGGGCUGCAGUGGAGCAGCACACAGGUUACCGCUGCUCGGCAGGGAUAUCCCACAACAAGGUGCUGGCUAAACUAGCCUGUGGUCUGAACAAACCCAACCGCCAGACACUCCUGCCAUUAGGCUCUGUUCCAGAGCUCUUCAACUCACUUCCCAUUGGCAAAAUCCGAAACCUGGGGGGUAAGCUGGGGGCGUCCAUCACAGAGACCCUGGAGGUAGAGAACAUGGGGGAACUAACCCGCUUCUCUCAGGCCCAGCUGGGACAGCACUUUGGAGACAAGACUGGCCAGUGGCUGUAUGACCUGUGUCGGGGGAUUGACUUUGACGCAGUGAAGCCCAGACAACUCCCUAAAUCCAUCGGCUGCAGCAAGACCUUCCCUGGGAAGACAGCUCUCACUACCAGAGAGCGGGUGCAGCACUGGCUCUAUCAGCUGGCUCUGGAGCUGGAGGAGAGACUGACCAAGGACAGAGAGCUGAAUGGUCGUGUGGCUAAGCAGUUGACUGUGGGUGUAAGGCAGUUGGGUGAUAAAAGGCUCAGCAGUUUCUCUCGGUGCUGCUCGUUGGCACGCUACGACGCCACCAAGAUCUCCUCGGAUAGCUUCGCAAUCCUCAAGAGUCUCAACACAGCAGGGAACCAUCAGGCAGCAUGGACUCCUCCCCUCACCCUGCUCCACAUUUCGGCCAGUAAAUUUAGUGAUUCACCCUCUGCCGGGGCCGGAGGAAUCGCCAGCUUCCUGUCCAGUGAUGUCACUUCCACCCAGGCCUCCACUCAGUCUUGCUCUGGUUCAAAGAAGGACUCCACCCCCAAGAGACCCGGCGCCAUCCAGUCCUUCUUCCAAAGAUCUGCAGAGAAACAGAAUAAGGAGGAAGAGGGAGAGGAAGAAGAUAAUGAUAGGGGCUAUGGAACCUUUGUCCCGCCUUCCUCUUUUCCUGUGUCUUUCUCUGUUUUAGAGGGGAGUGUGUCUGAGAAUGAAACAACAACCUCAACUGUCUCUAGUACGUCUUGUCACUCUUCUUCUGUUGUCAGUUCAUCAGCCAGCCCCCAUACUGGCAUCACUUCCUUCUUUCAGAGGAAGACACUUGGGAGAAACCAGCAGCCCGUAACCGCAGCCUCACACAGCGACAGUCUCGCAACAGGCAGAACAAGAUGUUCCACAGUAGGAUAUGAUACAAUAGGGAGUGUCCAACUUUUAACAGACACAGUUGGGUGUGAAAUAGCAGGAAGUUACACAGCUCCGGAAGCUGAAAUAUGUGACGAGCAGACUGCGAACGUAAAAGGGAAACACACUAAACACACUCAACUCACUAGUUCUAACCAAGCAGAGGACCAAUCUCUGGGGUCUGGGGAGGGAACUUGUACUCUAUCAGAGGAAAAACAGUCUGUGGGGUCAGACUUGCCCUAUGAUCCCCCUUCUGACCCGCCUCAGUGCCUGGCCAGUGUGGCCAAAGAGGACCUGCUGACCUGUGAGUGCUGUGGCCAGGACGUGCUGGCCUGGGAUAUGCCUGAACAUAAUGAUUACCACUUUGCCUUGGACCUACAGAACUCUUUCUCCUCUACAAGCACAACCACCAACACCUCUCUUCAUUCCUCCUCUCUCUCCUCUGUUUCAACUGCCUCCCGCCCCCCUCUCAGGGCAGGCGCCCUUCAGUUGUCCCGGGGGAAGACGCGGGCCAGGGGCCAGUCAACACCUCAGCCUAAACGGCCCCGCUCCCAAGGUGGUAGUACUGGUACGCUGGACUCCUUCUUCAAGAGGAGCUGAGGACAAAGUGGAGGAAAAGAAGAGACGGACCAUGAAAGGAGGUAGAGAAUCCACUGUGCUGGACUGGUUACUUUUGCUGAUGCUAUUUAAACUGACCAACAAUAUUCUAAACUCACUGCCAAAACAAUUUAUGCGAUUGUAUGGUGAGAUGCUGUUUAAUUGUAAUGGCAAUUGUACAGAAUAAAUAUUUUUACCUAUAGAAAAUUAACAUAUUUUAUGAUAGUUCUACAUAUAUUGGUAAAGCCAUACUUUCCUGGAGGUCCUCUUUCAAGGGAUAUGUUGUCUCGAGAAGCUUGUAUAUUUCUGUGAUCAUGUUUCCAUUAAACAUUGAAAAUAG